Messenger RNA from Schistosoma haematobium, 3674 nucleotides. RefSeq lists its product as uncharacterized. The record is from RefSeq and is a predicted model, not a curated record. The coding region runs from base 31 to 1419 and encodes 462 amino acids. Gene Ontology annotation, biological process: mRNA transport; mRNA 3'-end processing by stem-loop binding and cleavage. Gene Ontology annotation, cellular component: histone pre-mRNA 3'end processing complex; cytoplasm. NCBI's taxonomy places the organism in Eukaryota, Metazoa, Platyhelminthes, Trematoda, Strigeidida, Schistosomatidae. Gene Ontology annotation, molecular function: histone pre-mRNA stem-loop binding; mRNA binding. The transcript is spliced from 7 exons.
GUCUUGCCGCUCCAUUAGAAUUUCAACCUAAUGUCUUCUCCUGUGGAGGAUCGUCGCAGGUCUAGAAAAUCCGCUCCAGUCAAGAAUGCCGUUUUUUUAGGGGCUAUCAAUAAAGGGCGUUCGCGUAUCAGUCCGUUAGUGACUCAAAGUCCUGUAGAUAAAUUAAGUCAUAAUGACCGGGAAAAUGGUCGAAAGUUGGAAAUUUCGUCUCAAACAGUAAGAAAUAGCAGGUCAUCUACUCAGAAAGUCAACCCAUCGACCCCUUUCCGCAUGUCUACGCCUGUUAGGAACUGUGAGACAACUCCUAGAUACAGAACCCGGCACCGAUCUAAAGAGGAAUGCAAUGACCACAACAGAUCACGAAGCAUUUUGUCCUCGAUUGGAAGUCGCAGAAAAUUCCAUCCAAACUACGACCCACUUAUUGAAAUCAGGCGCGCUCAGGAACGCCUCGACCGCUAUCGCACUCAAGGAGACUGGAAAGUCGAUAUGCUGUUGUCCGACGAUGCAGACGAAGAUCUGAGUCGAUAUGAAGAAAAACUGAAACGAAGAUUAACAGAAAAAGGGGAAACACAGCAACCUAUUGAACUUGAAAGGAGGCAAAUGGAAUUGUUGAGGAGGCAGAAGGACAUUGAUAUGGGAAAAGUGACAGAACGCUACGCUGAAUAUGUGUUGAGUAUCCCAAAACCUGAGCGCCAGAAGUAUCAUCCUCGUACUCCCAACAAGUUCCGUAAAGUUUCUCGCCGUGCAUGGGAUGGGAUGAUUCGGAAGUGGCGCAAACAUUUACAUAAUUUCGAUAAUCUUAAUUUUGAAGAUACUUGGCGUUCCUUAUCAACUGAUCUCUCGAGUAAUUUUUCUGGUUCAUCAUGGGUUUUGGAAAGUGGUGCAUCUAGUGACACUGAAAAUAUAAACCCAGAGGAAUAUCAUAUUGCUUUAGUAAACCAUAGCCAACCUCUGUCUCGUACAUUUCUAAGUCCAAAGGAUCUUACAGCGUCACCAACUAUUAACGUUUCAUACAGCCGUCAUCAGUAUCGUAAGUACGAUGAAGAUGAAGAUACAUUACAAUCGAAUCCAAGACACUGUAAAGAAGAGGAACGUUUUCCAACUAUUGCACCUAAAGAGGAAGAGGAGGACACUUUGACUGGUUCGUCUAGCAUUCAUGAAAACCGAAGAAUAACGCGAAAUUCUAAAAUGCUUUCUGGGCCUUCUGCCGAUGUGUUACACAGUGGACUUACAAACGAUAUGCAAUCACUUGCUGCAGUUGCUCAAAAAAGGUCUUCAGUACAUCUCGAUCAAAGCAUUGUUGGUAAACGCCCAGUAGAUAUUCAAAGUUUCACUGACUUUCCUCAUUUGAAUUCGUCUGAUGGUGUUUUUUCUCCAAAUAAACGAAUUAAGUGUGGUGGUGUAAAACAUGAAGGAUGAAGUUAAUUACAAUACCUCUGGUUCGUUUACAUGGGAUUAUAUUUAGAUAUAUGAACUUUUUGCUGAGAACAGUUAACUUUAUUGUUUUUUGUCUGUUAUUCGUCUUUUAAUGAACCUCCUUUAAUUUUGCCUCAUUUAUUACGUGUUUAUUGUUUAUUCCUGUCGUUUCAAACAACUUGCUAAAUUUUCAAAGAUUCAUUACUUCAGUAAUCUUUCUCUCUAAUGAUUUCAGUCACCAAGUGAUUGUUUUUACUAAUUUGUUUUAUAAAUAUUCAGAAUGUUAUAAAUUUAACAUUUUAAGUUAUAUGUUUUCAACUAUGUAUCAUGAAGCAUGUUCUGAAAGAGAUUUGGUUAAUUAUCUUUAAUUCUGUUUUUAUGUAUAGAAAUAAUGUUAAUAUUAAGCAGAACUUUGAUCACUAUGUAAUAUGUAUAUGACUAAUUAGCCCGAUUAAAAUUCUAUGUAAAAACUUUUAUAGCACUAUUUAUUUGGAUUAAGCAGGUUUUUAUUCCACACAGUACAUUCGGUACUUCUAAAGGCUAACUAAUUAAAGUUAACAUUUAUUUCAACUUUCCUAUAAUCGUAUUAACAGGGAGUUUCAGGAAGUAUAACACUUAUGCUUGCAACACUCCAACUCCGCCACCCGAACAAAAGAGGGUUGAGCAUGGGGUUAGGAAUCCCAUCCCAUAGGAAAAGACCUUGCUAAUGCUAACCAGGAAAAACCACUUAAACUCUGUCAAAGGAUCUUCAUUUAUGAGUUAUGUCACGUAAUGAAGCUGGGAUUUGUCGGAAGUCACAAGGCUGAUGCUCCUUUUAAAAACCAGAACAAUUAACGCAGGCACAUGGAUCGUCCGGACAAUGUGGGAAACCGGGAAAAUUAAUCAAAUAGAUGCGAAACUGAAGGGAUAUAACUUCGCGGUGAUAAGUGAAACACAUUGGACGCAAAUAAGUGGGUAAAGUUUUGACACUCAACCACCACAGGUGACCUACUUACCUGACUUAAGCACUGAAUACUCAUUCCCAUAUUUGUGGGGACUCAUCUAUCUUCUAGCUUAAAUUAUUUUAUUUCUAAUUAGAAAUCCCAGAUGUAAAUAUACUAAUAACCUAUCAUAUAGUAUCACUAUGCUUGCUCUUAUUCUGAAAACAAGCAGUCAGGUGGAACAUAAGUAUCUUUUCAGUAAUCUUAAACCUAUACGAUCUUCAUCUGCGAGUUGGAAAGGGUUUACCAUGAAUUGAAAUAAGAUUAAACUGCAUGAAUUUUCUGCACAUUUAGGAAACCAGCAGAUGUUUAUUUUGUGAUAUGAGAAGAAUCAGAGUGUACGUGUCACGAUCCGUUGUAUGAUCUACAAGAACAAAGUUCACUUCGCAAACUUUCAAAUAUUGUUUUUAAUUGUCCACUCAUUUAGUCCAUUGGGUGGCUUGUUUGUAGAAACAGUGUACUGUUGAUCUGAGAGAUUUUUUUGUAAUCGACCAGCUAAAAUAAAGUGCUUAUGUUUAAACUGUCGAGUUACUUUCAACUCAUCGAAUUAAACUGACAUUGUCCUAACUGCCAGUAUCACUCGCCACUUCUUACGACGGAGGUAUAAGGCUAGGACGUGCAUAUUUAACGAUCAGCUCUGUUAGAUUUUUUGGAUGACCGACGGUUACUCACAAAAAUAUUGAACCAGUAUUCCAAAUAAAUAAAUAGAAGACACAAUAGCUGGUUAGUAAGUCUAUCCAGCAAAAUAUGACGCUCAUAUUUACCUGCUAUGUAGCACAAAAAUAAACAUUAAAAGUUGUUCAGCAUAUAAAUGGUUGUAAAUUACUGACUGUAGACCGUUUACUAGCUAAUGAAACGAUCCUAGAUAUCAGGUUGAUUUGUUCUGCACGUCACCUUUUCUAAAUCAGGUUCAGUAUUCUAUGUAAGUAUAUGCGAAACGUCUUUGUCAGUGGUUUCCCGUUCACUGACUUCAUUGCAGUUAUGAAAACUUGGAACAUAGUACAAAGAAGAAUAAAGUCAAUUCGGUGAUUAAGAUAAUGAACCGCCCAAUGUUACAUCAACAUUGAAAACCUGGACGGUCAUUUCGCCCUAGUUUGGGACUCACCGAAGACAGUCGCGCAAUAUCGUGGGUUGACUGAAGUUGGACAUUACCACCGUUGGAGGCCGGCUAGGCGUGGGACGGAAGAUCCUGGGCCCGGCUCCUGCGUGCGGGUCCGUGGAUGCGCACUGCUGAGUCUCAUAUUAGGACGAAGCACCCGUCCAGUGCUUCCAGGUUUA